Messenger RNA from Nezara viridula (southern green stink bug), 1197 nucleotides. The record is from the annotation of a GenBank genome assembly. NCBI's taxonomy places the organism in Eukaryota, Metazoa, Arthropoda, Insecta, Hemiptera, Pentatomidae.
AUGAAUCCGUGGAGUAGCCAAGAGCACAUGCUCAUUGAUGGAAAUUCGCAGAAACUGAUGCUAGGAGAAGAGGAUGACUCGAACUCAAAGUCGGGGAUGGACGACCUCGACCUACUGUUGACCUCGACACAGUCAUCCGAACCAAACAAUAAUAAUCUGGCAGAGCUGAAGCCGCUGCCUCCUUUCACGGGCUACACCGGCCACUUGAGUAUCAACGGCAUAUCAGGCCACCACUAUCAUACGAUCGCCAGUGCUCCCAGUCCUCCAAGAGUGGAAGCCAACAACAAUUCGUCCGAAGCGACGAAUCAAAACACGAUUUAUUACACGACAGAUCAAGUAGUCAGUUCAUCUACGAUGGACUGUACACUAGAGAACAUCAAGACAGAAGCUGUAGACUACAACAGUCUUCUGGCUCCAGAUAUUGAAGACAUCGCGGCCAUUAUAGGCUCUGCGAUUGCCGACACGACAGUUCCAGGCUCGAACGCUGCCAACAGCAAUGCGAGCAACGGAGAGACGUCGCGGGACAGCUGGAUAGACAUCGAUGCCUGGAUAGACACCGCUUGCAGCCAGAGCACGGGCAACGGGAAGGCCAUUAUCUCGGCCGAGAGUCUACAGGAGUUCGUGGCCAACUCGGCCUUCGGCGUUGCCUCUCCGCCGCUGAGCUACGGCGGGAUCCAGGUGAAGAGAGAGCCGGCGUCCUCCUACAUGCCGCUGCUGCAGAGCAGGCUCCAGAACGGGCCGCCCAAGGGUGAGAUAUCCUACGGCCUCGUCUCCGAGUGCCCGUCGCCUUCCUCAUCCACCCCCUACCUGGCACAUUCGCCCCCCGGGCACGUGGUCAGCACCUCCGACCUCGUCAGGUACACCCCGGUCCACAGCUCCCGCCCCUCGCCAGAGCUCCAGGUCUCCUUUCCGCAUACCACCACUCCAGGAAAGAAGAGUAAAGCCAAGUCCAAAUCCAAGUCCGCGGCUGCAACAAGCACCGUACUCUACUCGGAGCCAGGCCUAGGGAAGGAGAAACCGGUCCACAGGUGUACCAUCUGUAACAGGGGCUUCCUCAACAAGUCCAACAUCAAGGUGCACCUUCGCACCCACACAGGAGAGAAGCCAUUCAGGUGUGAGGUCUGCGGGAAAGCCUUCAGGCAAAAGGCUCACCUGAUCAAACAUGCACAGAUACAUAAAAGAAUAGGCAGGGACUGA